GAGAAAUUAGCCUGAAUCAAUACUGGAAAUGCAAGUAAACAAGAUUGUUAUACGGGAACUUUAACAAGAUGCGCGGUAGUUUGGGAUUGUGAGGUUUGCUGAUGAGUGCAUCAAAAAAAGGCAAAGAUUCUACUUGCAGCGACGAAGUAGGGGCGGCUGUCGCUCAGGCACAGGCGAAUGUACCGUCUGGAAAGCCUAAUUCUGGUGAGGCCCCGUCCGGGGAGUCUGGCCAAACGAAGAGAAAAUCAAAGUCAGAACGAAGAGCAGAGCAGAAAGCAGCUAGAGAAGUCAAAAAAGCUUCGAAGUCUGUAGCUAAGGAACCUGCAGCAGCAGACAAGAAGCAGAAGACGACACUGGAAGGAAGUAAUGCACCAAAGAGAGUGCCUUCAAACAUACAAGUGGAUGACAAGAAGCAGCAGGCCAAAGUUGCGAAAAAACUGGCAAAGCAACAGGCACCGCCUAGAACCGAGGUACAGAAGCAGGUGAAAAUGUUCUCUCAUCUUCAUCAAUUCAAACGAGAAGUCUCACUCACGGCUCAUCUCAGUUUUGCAUCCGGUGGAAUUCAUCCUGCCAUAUUGAAGCUUGGCUUGCAGUAUGCUGAUGGCAAAAUUUGUGGAUCCAACGCAAGAUGUUUCGGUCUUCUCGGUGCUUUCCAACAAGUUGUGAAAGACUACGAGACACCAGUGGACAAGGCGUUGUCUAGAGAUCUGGAUAAUAAGAUCAAGCCAUACAUAACAUUUCUAUCACAGUGCCGGCCACUAUCUGUAGGCAUGGGGAAUGCCAUAAAACAGCUGAAAUUGAUGAUAACACAAAUACCACUAGACAUGCCAGAGGAAAAGGCUAAAGCGCAACUACAGGACACUAUUGAUCGCUACAUGCACGAGAAAAUUGUUCUGGCAGACAAGGCGAUUUCUCAGACUUACGCUCAGACGAAGAUUAGCGACGGAGACGUGAUACUUACGUUUGCGUGUUCGUCGAUUGUGAUUAAAGUGUUGAAGGAUGCUCACAAUGCAAGGAAGAAGUUUAGAGUAAUUGUUGUGGAUUCACGGCCCAAGAUGGAAGGUCGGGAAUGUAUGAGACGACUCGUACAACACGGAAUACCGUGUUCGUAUAUCUUGCUCAAUGCUUUGUCUUACGUGAUGAAGGAGGUUUCCAAAGUGUUCCUCGGUGCACAUGCUCUCCUUGCAAACGGCUACGUGAUGUCACGUGUUGGAACAUCUAUGGUCGCCCUAGUGGCCAGCUCCUACAACGUACCCGUCCUAGUCUGCUGUGAAACAUACAAAUGUUGUGACCGAGUUCAGACAGACUCGUUUGUUUUCAACGAACUAGGUGAUCCCGAAGACCUAGCCGGUUCCCGGUCGAAAGGCAAGAGUUGUGGACUGGAAGACUGGCGCGACAUCCAACAACUCAAUGUACUGAAUUUAGUCUACGACGUUACUCCGCCAGAUUUUAUCACCAUGGUGAUCACCGAAGUUGGUAUGAUCCCAUGCACUUCCGUACCUGUAGUGCUAAGAGUCAAAUCAUGCACACCAUAAUGACCACACACACAGUAGCUUUGUUUAUAAUACAAAUUUAGAGGUAA
Molecule: messenger RNA, 1582 nt
Organism: Corticium candelabrum
Lineage: Eukaryota; Metazoa; Porifera; Homoscleromorpha; Homosclerophorida; Plakinidae
Product: translation initiation factor eIF-2B subunit delta-like
Exons: 13
Coding region: 102-1535 (477 amino acids)
Source: RefSeq, a predicted model, not a curated record